ACAUAAAACAUUAUUCAAAUAGUGGCCUUCCCUUCGCUGGCAGAGCUUCAAGCUUGAGCAUCAAUUUGGAACGCCUCGCCUUAACGUUCCGCGCAGAGCGUAUCGAAUGCUCGCCUCGACCUCAUUCGAAGUGCUGGGCUUGUUAGCGUGAGCCAAGGACUUGACGUUGUUCCAGAGAACAUAAUCGAGUGGUGUUAAAUGUCAAGAUGACAGCUGAGUCGCCAAAUUGCUGCUUCACAACAGUCGAGCUGGAGCUUAGAUGGAAAUUUGAAGAAUGGCUUAUGAGAAAAGUGUUGGCGUCAUGAUGCUCUUGGUGCUGACCAUCGAGCGUUAUGUCUCCGUCUGCCAUCCGGGUUUCACGCGACCCGUGAUGGGUCCGCCAGGCGUGGUUGUCUUCGUCACCUGCUUGGUGACCUUCAUCAUCUACUUGCCGAGCAUCUUUCGCGGCGAGCUCAUCAAGUGCAUGCUGACCUCGAACAACGUGUACGUGUAUCUCCGGCGGGACAACAACAUCUACCAGCGCACCAUCUUCUACUCGGUGUACAAGAUAAUGCUCGAGGUGAUCUUCAAGCUCGUGCCGACCGUCGUGAUCGCUGGCCUCAAUUUGCGCAUUAUGCUCGUCUAUCGCCGGACCUGCGAGCGCCGCCGUCAGAUGGUCCUGUCGCGCGCCACCUAUGUGAAGGACGACGAUCCGCGCAAGUUUGCCGAGGAGCGACGCCUAUUCCUGCUGCUCGGCAGCACCUCGAUCCUGUUCCUGCUCUGCGUCUCGCCCAUGGCCAUACUGCACAUGACCAUUGCCUCGGAGGUGCUGCCCAGCUUUCCGUUUCAGGUGUUCCGGGCAAUGGCCAAUCUGCUGGAGCUGAUCAACUACUCGAUAACGUUCUACAUCUACUGCCUGUUCAGCGAGGACUUUCGCAACACGCUGAUGCGCACCAUCAAGUGGCCGUGGCUUAAGGGCAAGCUGUGCCACCAGGUGGAUGAGGUGAGUGCCACACCGCCAGCAACGGCUACAGCAGCGGUUUGUAAUCCAGUUUGCCCGACAACUCUUCACACAGACCACACAGGCCAUCAUGGGUGUUCCAAUGGUGCGAUUCGAAAAGUAAAUGGCAUUUAAAGAAAUAACCCCCAAAGCCAGAUGAUGUCUAAUGCCAUAUAGCUAUAUGUCUAGUCUAGUUUUAGAAGCAUUUCGAAAAAGACAAGAAGAUGAUGAUGAAGAAGAAGAAGAAGAAGAAGAGCAAAAGCAACAUCACAAAAUGAGAUUAAAACACGAAUAUGAUAUUUAUGUAAACUGAUAUAUUUAUGUAUCUAUAUAGACAAGCGCGUAUUUAUUGAAAUACACAUGCAUGUGUGUAUAUCCAUAUGAUUAUGUGUGAGCGUAUACAACAAUUGAAUAUAUUUAUAUAUACGUAUAUAUUGAUCUAUUGAAUGUAGUACUUAAGUGCGUGCAAGUGAGUCUCUGUUCGAAAAUCAAACGCAAUUCUUGAGUUCGAUUUUGACUUUUGAUUUGAAACAUUCGUCAGACGAAACGCGUUUCAAGUUGAAUACAUACUAGAUUGUUAAACUAAUUUUAGUACUAUUUGUAUGCUACUGAAUUAGGUUAGUCGAUAGAGAAUACUUUGGCUAGUCCUUAUGUGUGCUAUGGAUGCUAAGGAUCAAGGCUUUACCUGCCAUAAAUUAAUUUACUUUUAGUCUUAUUGAUAGAGCGUAAUACUCCAAAUUUGUGUAUACCAGAGAAAAUCAAUAUCGAAAAUAAUCGAGAUGUCCAAGAUAUAGGAUCAGCUUUAUGAUCUGAUAUCUCACAUCUGGUUCGAUUUGUUUGUUUCAUCGCAUUUAAUAUACCCGCUUUGAGCAGCUACUUUUAAUGGGUAUCCUUGAAAUCUUCUCCUGACUUCUGUUGCCAAAACUAAUUUUGAUUGGUUGAGCAAAAAUGUUUCGAGUACGCAAAGAAUUUCAGAUGCUUGCAGCACUACUUAGUAAAACGUAAAGAAGAAAUAAAUGUGUGUACCUAGCGAAUAACUGUGCAAAAUGUUGUCUACCUACAAGAAUCUUAAAGAAAAAUGUUUCAGUCGGACAUGACCGACUACACAAUGCUCGUUCACAAUGGCGUUACGAAGGAACAAGGAAGGAAUUUUUAUAGAGCUCAGUUUCAAAUCAAUGAUUAGCAAUUCUAUAUCCUCAAAUAUACCCAAAUAGAAGAACAAUCAGAGAUAUUUUCCGAUUUAAUAGAUCA
Molecule: messenger RNA, 2230 nt
Organism: Drosophila arizonae
Lineage: Eukaryota; Metazoa; Arthropoda; Insecta; Diptera; Drosophilidae
Product: putative G protein-coupled receptor B0563.6
Biological process (GO): G protein-coupled receptor signaling pathway
Cellular component (GO): membrane
Molecular function (GO): G protein-coupled receptor activity
Source: RefSeq, a predicted model, not a curated record